Anopheles darlingi is the source of this 3578-nucleotide messenger RNA. Its product is annotated as protein argonaute-3. The record is from RefSeq and is a predicted model, not a curated record. The transcript has 4 exons. Gene Ontology annotation, biological process: regulatory ncRNA-mediated gene silencing. Gene Ontology annotation, cellular component: P granule. NCBI's taxonomy places the organism in Eukaryota, Metazoa, Arthropoda, Insecta, Diptera, Culicidae. Gene Ontology annotation, molecular function: piRNA binding; protein binding. The coding region runs from base 387 to 3128 and encodes 913 amino acids.
UAAGUAUGUCAUUCUGUACAUUUUUUGUUAAUUUUCAAAUGAAAGCAAAGCGCUGCCCAAAGAUCUUCGAUGCUAGAAACAGAUCAGUGCUUGAAAAUCACAGUUUUUAAAUGAAGCAGGCUUUACGCGAGUGUUUCGGUGUGCGUGUCAUUAGCGAAACCAAAACAGCCUCCUCCAGCGGAAUACGAAGCGAGCCCGAGAAAAAGAAUCGCGUCGCAGCGGAUAAAAGGUUAAAAUUCUAUCGAAAACGCCUUUCCUCACGCUUAAUCGAUCUUCCAUCGUGCCUUUCAUGCCAAGAACACUUGACCGGAAAUUUGUGAUAACCCUUAAAUCACCCAUCCAACAGAGCGGGUGGAGCUAGCUAACCACCCCCAAAUCGUGUAAAGAUGAGUUUCAGAGCUAAGUUAGUGCAAUCGAUAAUCGAGGCAGCGAAAGCCGGUAAAUCAACAUCUCCGUCGGAUGGAGCGCCAACUGAGGGUGCGGCUGCACCGACCAGCAGCGGAACGAGUGGAUAUGGAACGCAGGAAACGACCGAUCAGAGCAGCAGUAGCGCAGCCGAGCUGCCGAGCCGGAUGCGUGGCCGCGCAAAGCUGGUGUCGAGCAUUCUUGGACCAACGCAUCAUCCGCCAUCAUCGCUGGCGGAUGUGGAUAGUGUGCCGAUGCAGAAUCUCGCCAUCGGUAGCCGUGGACGACUGGUGCAGGCGGUGCUAUCGACGUUGUCGGAAAAAAGUUCCGCUUCGGUUGUAUCUGCAAGCUCCCCGGUGGAAUCAAAAAAAGCAUCAACAGCAGGAGCAGUCGAAACGACUGCAAUCGAGCCAAGCACGUCCAAGCAAGCCAUGGAGCCGGUCGUGCGUACCGGAACAAGCGGCGCCAAGGUGUCGCUGAUGGUUAACUACAUGGAGCUAAAGUGUGCCCCGGGCCGUGGCGUCUUCCUAUACACGGUGGACUUUGAACCAACCGUCGAUUCGCGGCCGGCACGGAGCCGUUGCCUGGAGCAGAACGUACACAUCCUCGGUUCGACCUUCACGUUCACCGGUGAUAUGAUGAUGUUGCCAGUUAAACUGCCAGACAAUGUGACCAAAUGCAAGGCCACAAAUCCGACCAAUAACGAACCGGUUACGCUGACGAUCAAGUUCCGUGGAGCGCAAAAGAUGAGCGAAAACGUCAACUUCUACAAUACGCUGUUCCGGCGCAUCAUGCACUUUCUGCAGCUGACCGAGAUGGGCCGGAAGUGCUUCGAUCCGUCACAGAUGCGCAUCAUACCGCAGCAGCGACUCGAGGUGUGGCCGGGGUAUGUGACGGCGAUAAAUGAGUACGAGGGUGGCCUGAUGUUGAACCUCGACGUGACGCACCGUGUGCUGAUGCAGACGACCGUCUACGAGCUGAUGCAGACGAUCGCAAUGGCCGACAAGAAGCAGUUUCGUGACAGCGUGAAAAAAACGCUGCUCGGUAUGGUCGUGCUGACGCGCUACAAUAACAAAACGUACCGCAUCGAUGAUAUCCUGUUCGAUGCCAACCCACAGUCCACGUUCGAUUACCGUGGCGAUAAGAUCACGUACGCCGAUUACUACCAGCGACAGCACGGCAUCAAGAUACAGGAUCUACAGCAACCGCUGCUGUUGAAUCGUACCGAGCGCAUGGUAUCCGGCAGUGCCAAACCACUCGAAAUGCUCUUCUGUCUGGUACCGGAGAUUUGCUUCCUCACCGGAUUGACCGACGAAAUGCGGAAAGAUUUUAUGGUGAUGCGUGAUAUUGCGACGUACACACGCGUAACGCCGAACCAACGGGUGGCGGCCAUGCAGCGAUACUGUGAGCGGGUGAAUUCGAACGAGAAGGCAAGCAAACUGCUGUCGGAUUGGGGCCUCGAAUUAGUCACCAAACCAAAGAUACUGGUCGGUCGGACGCUGGACCAGGAAAAGAUACAGUUCGGGAACGGCACGGUGAAUGCCGGUCCGAAUGCGGACUUUAAUCGCAACGUCACCGACUAUCAGAUGCUGGAGGUCGUCCACAUUCGCCAGUGGGUACUGGUGCACACGUCGCGCGAUGGUCGCAGCGCCAAGACCUUCCUGGACUAUGUGCAGCGAUGCAGCCGGGCUCUUGGUAUCGAUAUCGCGCAACCGAAAACAAUCGUCCUUCCCAGUGAUGACCUGAAGGAGUACUCGAACCUGCUGCGUACGCGCAUCCCGCCCGGGACACAGAUCAUCGUGCUGAUCGUGCCGACCGCGCGUGACGAUCGGUACGCGACGAUCAAACGUAUCUGCUGCUCGGAGGUACCGGUUCCCUCGCAAGUCAUCAACGCUCGCACGUUGAUGAACGAGAAAAAGAGCCGUACGAUCGUGCAGAAGAUCAUCAUGCAGAUGAACUGCAAGCUCGGUGGCACGCUCUGGGGCAUCGACAUACCGAUGGCGAACACGAUGAUCUGCGGCAGUGACGCAUAUCAUCAUGCGCGCGGUGCAGACAAGUCGGUGACUGCGUUUAUCGCUUCGCUCGAUGCCGCCUUCACGCACUGGUUUUCGCAUGCAACGCUGCAGGGCGCCCGGGAGGAAAUGGGCAAUGGGUUGGCCCUGUCGCUGGAGCGAUCACUGAUCGCGUACCAGCGCCGCAACUGCCAGCUGCCCGAUCGUAUCAUCAUCUUCCGUGACGGUGUUGGCGAUUCGCAGCUGCAGAUCUGCGAACAGUACGAGCUAAUGCAGCUGGAAGCGGCCUGCAAGCUAGUCGAACCUUCCUACAACCCCAAGAUCACGUUCAUCGUCGUGCAGAAGCGCAUCCUGACGCGCCUGUUCGCCGUGGACCGAACUACCAACGAUGUAACCAAUCCACUGCCCGGCACGGUCAUGGAUCACAGUGUGACGCGCCGCUUCCUGUACGAUUACUUCCUCGUGUCGCAAAACGUACGUCAGGGUACGGUAACACCAACCCAUUACAUAGUCCUGCGCGAUGAUUGCAAAUUCCGGCCCGAUAUUCUGCAGCGGUUGAGCUACAAGCUGUGCUACAUGUACUACAACUGGCCCGGUACCGUGCGUGUACCGGCCUGCUGUCAGUAUGCCCACAAGCUGGCCUAUCUGAUCGGGCAGGCGGUGAAGCGUAUGCCGGACGAUAGCCUUACCGAUAAGCUUUACUACCUGUAAGAGCAGCCAGAUUGCAGCAGGACUACAGAUUUGUACAGUUCCAGUAUCCGGGGUUUCGAGCGGUGGCGGUCCACAAUCGCAACCAAAGCAAUCCAUUUUCUCAUGAAUUAGUGUUACAUAACACCAGCAUUUAAAUCUAUUCUUAAUUUCGUUCGAAUUACUAUCAUUUAAUCGUACCCCAUGGAGUGACGAUUAUUCUAUGCGACAGUGGUAAUACUGAGAGCAUACUUCAACAAAUUUAAAAAUACGCAUUACUAUCGAGUAAGACGAAUCGAAUAAUCUGUUCCGGUUUCUCCGGUACAUUGCCUUAAUAUGAUUAAGCUCGAUCCAGGCGCAGUGCGAACAACCUAGCCAGAAUGGAUGAAUUCCUGUGAAUAUAACGUCCGUUCAGUUAUUUGCGGGGGGAAAUAUUUUUUAUUAAUAAAAACAUGAUAAUAGCUCAGCAAAGAG